AUGCCGGGCAUGCCGUCAAGAAUCUCUAGAAACAGGCGUUCUCUCGGACAGGGGCUGGAUCGGGAAGUCUACCAAGUAACCCGGAAAAUUGCAGACGAACGAACGCAGUAUGGCGAUACCAGCUUUCGAUUGUCCUUCGCGCUCGUCUACGAUGAAAUCAGGCGGUCCAACUCGAGUCUUAACAGAAAGAACAAGAAGUUGUUGGAGGACAGCAUUGAGCGCGUGAUCGAGACGAUCGAGCAGGAAAAUGCAGGAGAUUCAGCAUGCGAGUCGGCCGAUGAGCAUUUUGGUGGCCGGGAAAGCGAAGGAGCAGUAUUCACCAAACCUCCAUCCAACGGCCUAAACAGAAGCAUAGUUGGCAUGUGGUCUGUUGCGUCACCUAAAGGUUCAUCUACGCCUAAGCUGGACGGAGAUGCGUCACUCAAUGGAGCAGCUAUACCUACCACCAACGAGACGGCUGCCUCGAACAAGCGACGUCAAGCUAAUGGCGAGCCUCUAAGCAAGAGAAGAAAAGCAGCGCCUGCUGCAAUCGAUAAGUCUCCGCCAAGUCAUAUAAGCCUGGCGGAUGUUGGAGGUGUGGACAACGUUAUCCAGCAAUUCGAAGAUCUGCUUGUGCUACCUAUGACUCGCCCUGAGAUCUACGCUGCGUCGAAAGUCCAGCCUCCACGUGGCGUGCUCAUUCACGGGCCUCCUGGCUGUGGCAAGACCAUGAUUGCCAAUGCUUUCGCUGCCGAGCUGGGCGUGAACUUCAUCUCUAUCUCAGCCCCUUCCAUCGUUUCAGGCAUGUCGGGGGAAUCUGAAAAGGCUCUUCGCGACCAUUUCGACGAAGCUAGGAAAUGUGCUCCCUGUCUUGUCUUCAUCGACGAGAUUGAUGCUAUCACCCCCAAGAGGGAAAGUGCACAGCGAGAAAUGGAAAAGAGGAUAGUGGCGCAGUUGUUGACCUGCAUGGACGAUCUGGCCCUUGAGAAGACUGAUGGCAAGCCUAUUGUCGUUCUUGCUGCGACCAACCGACCAGACAGCCUCGAUGCCGCUCUAAGAAGAGGUGGAAGAUUCGACAAGGAAAUCAAUAUGACUGUGCCAAGCGAGCCGGUAAGGGGCCAGAUACUGCGCGCCUUGACCCGAGAAACCAACCUUGCGGCCGAUGUAGAUUUUGAUCUUCUCGCAAAACGUACUCCCGGGUUCGUGGGUGCAGACCUCAACGAUCUGGUUUCGACUGCGGGAGCUGCUGCAAUCAAGCGUUAUCUGGCUGUGCUGAAAUCACACUCGGAGACUGCCACCAUCGACGUCGACAUGGAUAGUACUGUAUCCAAAGAGAAGAUACAUCCGCCAUGCGCAGAGCCCAGUCCUGUUUCUUCUGUUGUAACCUCGUUACGGAAAUUGAUAAAAUACACAAAAGAGACCUCGUCCUCGUCCGGUACUGAACCAAAUGCCAUUGAGAUCUCUCAGAAAGACUUUCUCACCUCACUUCCUCUGGUUCAACCCUCUGCGCUGCGAGAAGGGUUCGCCACCAUACCCACGACGACAUUCGCCGACAUAGGAGCACUUCGUCAGCACCGCACGGAGCUACUUUCCACCAUCAUCCAGCCCAUUCUUGAUCCUGGUCUAUACUCCCGUGUUGGCAUUACCGCUCCGUCAGGUAUGCUCUUGUGGGGUCCGCCCGGCUGUGGGAAGACACUCCUCGCCAAAGCGGUGGCGAACGAGAGCAAAGCCAAUUUUAUAUCUGUCAAAGGCCCUGAACUGCUCAAUAAAUACGUAGGCGAAUCUGAACGUGCUGUGCGCCAGGUCUUUGUGCGUGCGAGAAGUUCUGUUCCGGUGGUGAUCUUUUUUGACGAGCUAGAUGCAUUGGUGCCGAGACGUGAUGGCGCGAUGUCAGAGGCGUCGGCCAGGGUGGUCAAUACCUUGCUGACAGAACUCGAUGGAGUCGGGGGGGCAAGAGAGGGUAUCUACAUCAUUGCCGCGACCAAUCGACCCGAUAUCAUCGAUCCUGCCAUGCUUCGGCCAGGUAGAUUGGAAACUUUGCUGUUUGUCGGACUACCAAGCGCCGAAGAGCGAGUGGAGAUCAUGAGGACACUGGUUCACAAGUCCUUGAAGAACGUCGAGUUUACCCGACAGAUGGCAGAAGUGGCGGAGGCGUGUGAUGGCUUCAGCGGAGCAGAUCUGGAGGCUCUGUUGCGGAGAGCCGGUUACGCGGCGAUACGGAAGGGGACCGUGGCGCGAGGUAUCGAUGGUGAGGAUCUUCAGCGAGCCAGAGAUGAAGUACGGAGGAGCGUCAGCGACAAAGACUUGGUCAGAUACGAGAAGCUGAAGGUUGAGUGGGGCACGGGCAUUGGAGGAGCUGCAUAG
Molecule: messenger RNA, 2343 nt
Organism: Endocarpon pusillum Z07020
Lineage: Eukaryota; Fungi; Ascomycota; Eurotiomycetes; Verrucariales; Verrucariaceae
Exons: 2
Coding region: 1-2343 (780 amino acids)
Biological process (GO): ribosome biogenesis
Cellular component (GO): nucleus
Molecular function (GO): preribosome binding; ATP hydrolysis activity; RNA binding
Source: RefSeq, a predicted model, not a curated record